AUGAGUAUAACGGACAUUUUUUCGGUCGACAUCGCUCUCCGAACCGGACAAAAUAACACCCAUGAGUCAUAUCUUUACUCCCAUUUGACGGGAGAUAAGAUCCAUGGCGUAGUCACCGUUCGUUCUCAUUGUGAUAUUCGUGUUGACGGGAUCGAAGUAUCGUUUAUAGCCUACCGUCAAUUCCAGGAUCUCAAAUAUUUAAUUGAUGACUCUUCUUUUCCACCUGGAAAGCUCUUCAAAGAACGUCACCGAUAUCAGUUCGAAUUCACCUUUGAGGUACCAGACCAUCUAUCACCGGAUGUCUGCAACCAUAAGAUUACCAGCCCAACCAUCCGACAGGCUCAUCUACGGCCUCCCCCAAGCUUCGGUGAUCCCUCGGUAUCUGGGCUUGGAGGCAAGUUAAAGGAUGACUAUGCACCUCCCACAUGCAAAAUUCUGUAUACCAUCCAAGCCGCUUUGUUCCGCAAUAUUCCCGUGAUCGACAAGCGGGAUAUCUUGCUGGUACACAAGAUCAAGCUACGAGUCAAACCGGCAGUCGACGAAUGGCCGCCGUUAGAUCUUUUGAGUAGCGUGAAUGACUAUUGCUUAGAAGCAGAUCAUGCAGUUCUCGAUAGUCGCACAAAGGAAGAGUACGGCCAAUUGACUGUGACAUUGGAACCACCGAAAAGCUUUCGCCUUCCGUUACGCGACCCGCAUAGUUUGAUUAGCAGCACAGUCAAUCUGUUCCUGCAUUACAAAGUCACAGGAGAGCAGUCAGACUUGCCCCAGCUUCAGUCAUUUCGGGGAAAGCUCGUUGCUACUACCUUCUACACAGCAUCUUAUUAUGAAGACGUACCAUCAAAACAGAAGGAUUUCUUUGGCAGACCGAAGAAUUACUCCGAAACACACUUUCCCCCAUUCUCAUACUCUAUAGCUUCCUUAGACUGGGUACCCGCUGAAGAGAACUGCUACGUAGCAACACUACUAGUGCCCAUCACAUUGCCGCGUCUGAACUUCAUCCCGUCUUUCCAUACCUGCCUUACUUCGCGCGUGUACGCCUUGGAUUUGCGAUUAGUCGUACCUGGGGCUUCUCCAUUCUACCUCAGAGCGCCAGUGCAUAUUUACGCCCAGCGAGACCCAUCCGCGUUGCCGUCAUACAUCGCGACAAUAUGGCAGUCUGCCGAAUACCAAUAUUACUGA
Aspergillus oryzae RIB40 is the source of this 1179-nucleotide messenger RNA. RefSeq lists its product as uncharacterized. Bases 1 to 1179 code for a protein of 392 amino acids. Lineage: Eukaryota; Fungi; Ascomycota; Eurotiomycetes; Eurotiales; Aspergillaceae. The transcript is spliced from 3 exons. The record is from RefSeq and is a predicted model, not a curated record.